CUUGCGAAAAAAUACCAUCCGGAUGUCAACAAAACCAAAGAAGCACAAGAAAAGUUUCAAGAAAUCUCAGAGGCUUACGAGGUAUUGAGUGAUGACAACAAACGUCAAGAAUACGACACGUUUGGGUCAAGUUCGUCAGCAGCUGGAGGAGGUCCUGGCAGGAGAGGAGGUGAAUGGCAGUACAAAGGCACUGUUGAUGUUAACGAGAUCUUUCGACGUGCUUUUGGCUUCGGUGGA
Molecule: messenger RNA, 237 nt
Organism: Ostertagia ostertagi
Lineage: Eukaryota; Metazoa; Nematoda; Chromadorea; Rhabditida; Trichostrongylidae
Source: the annotation of a GenBank genome assembly